AUGCUGUUGCAGUGGAGUCUCAUCAGAAAAUCAGAAACAGCUGCGCAGAAGCGGCUGCGCAGGAACAGCUGCGCAGAAGCGGCUGCGCAGAAGCGGCUGCGCAGAAGCGGCUGCGCAGAAGCGGCUGCGCACAAGCGGCUGCGCACAAGCGGCUGCGCAGAAGCGGCUGCGCAGAAGCGGCUGCGCAGAAGCGGCUGCGCAGAAGCGGCUGCGCAGAAGCGGCUGCGCAGAAGCGGCUGCGCAGAAACGGCUGCGCAGAAACGGCUGCGCAGAAACGGCUGCGCAGAAACGGCUGCGCAGAAACGGCUGCGCAGAAACGGCUGCGCAGAAGCGGCUGCGCAGAAGCGGCUGCGCAGAAGCGGCUGCGCAGGAGCGGCUGCGCAGAAGCGGCUGCGCACAAGCGGCUGCGCAGAAGCGGCUGCGCAGAAGCGGCUGCGCAGAAGCGGCUGCGCAGAAGCGGCUGCGCAGAAGCGGCUGCGCAGAAGCGGCUGCGCAGAAGCGGCAGCGCAGAAGCGGCUGCGCAGAAGCGGCAGCGCGGAAGCGGCUGCGCAGAAACGGCUGCGCAGAAACAGCUGCGCAGGAACAGCUGCGCAGGAACAGCUGCGCAGGAACAGCUGCGCAGAAACAGCUGCGCAGGAACAGCUGCGCAGGAACAGCUGCGCAGGAACAGCUGCGCAGGAACAGCUGCGCAGGAACAGCUGCGCAGGAACAGCUGCGCAGGAACAGCUGCGCAGGAACAGCUGCGCAGGAACAGCUGCGCAGGUACAGCUGCGCAGAAACAGCUGCGCAGAAACAGCUGCGCAGGAACAGCUGCGCAGGAACAGCUGCGCAAGAACAGCUGCGCAGGUACAGCUGCGCAGGAGCAGCUGCGCAGGAACAACUGCGCAGAAACAACUGCGCAGAAACAGCUGCGCUGGAACAGCUGCGCAGAAACAGCUGCGCAGAAACAGCUGCGCAGAAACAGCUUCGCAGAAACAGCUGCGCAGAAACAGCUGCGCAGAAACAGCUGCGCAGGAACAGCUGCGCAGGAACAGCUGCGCAGAAACAGCUGCGCAGAAACAGCUGCGCAGAAACAGCUGCGCAGGAACAGCUGCGCAGAAACAGCUGCGCAGAAACAGCUGCGCAGAAACAGCUGCGCAGAAACAGCUGCGCAGAAACAGCUGCGCAGAAACAGCUGCGCAGAAACAGCUGCGCAGAAACAGCUGCGCAGAAACAGCUGCGCAGAAACAGCUGCGCAGAAACAGCUGCGCAGGAGCAGCUGCGCAGGAACAGCUGCGCAGGAACAGCUGCGCAGGAACAGGUGCGCAGGAACAGGUGCGCAGGAACAGGUGCGGAGGAACAGGUGCGCAGGAACAGCUGCGCAGGAACAGGUGCGCAGGAGCAGGUGCGCAGGAACAGCUGCGCAGGAACAGCUGCGCAGGAACAGCUGCGCAGGAACAGCUGCGCAGGAACAGGUGCGCAGGAACAGCUGCGCAGAAACAGCUGCGCAGAAACAGCUGCGCAGAAACAGCUGCGCAGAAACAGCUGCGCAGAAACAGCUGCGCAGAAACAGCUGCGCAGAAACAGCUGCGCAGAAACAGCUCCGCAGAAACAGCUGCGCAGAGACAGCUGCGCAGAGACAGCUGCGCAGAUACAGCUGCGCAGAAACAGCUGCGCAGAAACAGCAGCGCAGAAACAGCUGCGCAGAAACAGCUGCGCAGAAACAGCUGCGCAGAAACAGCUGCGCAGAAACAGCUGCGCAGAAACAGCUGCGCAGAAACAGAUGCGAAGAAACAGCUGCGCAGAAACAGCUGCGCAGAAACAGCUGCGCAGAAACAGCGGCGCAGAAACAGCGGCGCAGAAACAGCUGCGCAGGAACAACUGCGCAGAAACAGCUGCGCAGAAACAGCUGCGCAGGAACAGCUGCGCAGGAACAGCUGUGCAGAAACAGCUGCGCAGAAACAGCUGCGCAGAAACAGCUGCGCAGGAACAGCUGCGCAGGAACAGCUGCGCAGAAACAGCUGCGCAGAAACAGCUGCGCAGAAACAGCUGCGCAGAAACAGCUGCGCAGGAACAGCUACGCAGAAACAGCUGCGCAGAAACAGCUGCGCAGAAACAGCUGCGCAGAAACAGCUGCGCAGAAACAGCUGCGCAGAAACAGCUGCGCAGAAACAGCUGCGCAGAGACAGCUGCGCAGAAACAGCUGCGCAGAGACAGCUGCGCAGAAACAGCUGCGCAGAAACAGCUGCGCAGAAACAGCUGCGCAGAAACAGCUGCACAGAAACAGCUGCGCAGAAACAGCUGCGCAGAAACAGCUGCGCAGAAACAGCGGCGCAGAUACAGCGGCGCAGAAACAGCGGCGCAGAAACACUCUAUAGCCUCUGGUUACAGGAGCUGAAGUCUCAUCAGAAAAUCAGAAACAGCUGCGCGGAGACGGCUGCGCAGAAGCGGCUGCGCGGAAGCGGCUGCGCGGAAGCGGCUGCGCGGAAACGGCUGCGCGGAAACGGCUGCGCGGAAACGGCUGCGCGAGAACAGCUGCGCGAGAACAGGUGCGCCGGAACAGGUGCGCGGGAACAGCUGCGCAGGAACAGCUGCGCAGGAAUAGCUGCGCAGGAACAGGUGCGCAAAAACAGGUGCGCAAAAACAGGUGCGCAGGAACAGCUGCGCAGGAACAGCUGCGCAGGAACAGCUGCGCAGGAACAGCUGCGCAGAAACAGCUGCGCAGGAACAGCUGCGCAGGAACAGCUGCGCAGAAACAGCUGCGCAGAAACAGCUGCGCAGAAACAGCUGCGCAGAAACAGCUGCGCAGAAACAGCUUCGCAGAAACAGCUGCGCAGGAACAGCAGCGCAGGAACGGCUGCGCAGAAACGGCUGCGCAGAAACGGCUGCGCAGAAACGGCUGCGCAGAAACGGCUGCGCAGAAACGGCUGCGCAGAAACGGCUGCGCAGAAACGGCUGCGCGGAAGCGGCUGCGCGGAAGCGGCUGCGCGGAAACGGCUGCGCGGAAACGGCUGCGCGGAAACGGCUGCGCGAGAACAGCUGCGCGAGAACAGGUGCGCGGGAACAGCUACGCGGGAACAGCUGCGCGGGAACAGCUGCGCAGGAACAGCUGCGCAGGAACAGGUGCGCAGGAACAGGUGCGCAGGAACAGGUGCGCAGGAACAGCUGCGCAGGAACAGCUGCGCAGGAACAGCUGCGCAGGAACAGCUGCGCAGGAACAGCUGCGCAGAAACAGCUGCGCAGAAACAGCUGCGCAGAAACAGCUGCGCAGAAACGGCUUCGCAGAAACGGCUGCGCUGGAACGGCUGCGCAGAAACGGCUGCGCAGAAACGGCUGCGCAGAAACGGCUGCGCAGAAACGGCUGCGCAGAAACGGCUGCGCAGAAACGGCUGCGCAGAAACGGCUGCGCAGAAACGGCUGCGCAGAAAAGGCUGCGCAGAAACGGCUGCGCAGAAACAGCUGCGCAGAAACAGCUGCGCAGAAGCAGCUGCGCAGAAGCAGCUGCGCAGAAGCAGCUGCGCAGAAGCAGCUGCGCAGAAGCAGCUGCGCAGAAGCAGCUGCGCAGAAACAGCUGCGCAGAAACAGCUGCGCAGAUACAGCUGCGCAGAUACAGCUGCGCAGAAACAGCUGCGCAGAAACAGCUGCGCAGAAACAGCUGCGCAGGAACAGCUGCGCAGGAACAGCUGCGCAGGAACAGCUGCGCAGGAACAGCUGCGCAGGAACAGCUGCGCAGGAACAGCUGCGCAGGAACAGCUGCGCAGGAACAGCUGCGCAGGAACAGCUGCGCAGGAACAGCUGCGCAGGAACAGCUGCGCAGAAACAGCUGCGCAGGAACAGCUGCGCAGGAACAGCUGCGCAGGAACAGCUGCGCAGGAACAGCUGCGCAGAAACAGCUGCGCAGAAACAGCUGCGCAGGAACAGCUGCGCAGAAACAGCUGCGCAGAAACAGCUGCGCAGGAACAGCUGCGCAGGAACAGCUGCGCAGGAACAGCUGCGCAGAAACAGCUGCGCAGGAACAGCUGCGCAGAAACAGCUGCGCAGAAACAGCUGCGCAGAAACAGCUGCGCAGAAACAGCUUCGCAGAAACAGCUGCGCAGGAACAGCUGCGCAGAAACAGCUGCGCAGAAACAGCUGCGCAGGAACAGCUGCGCAGAAAAAGCUGCGCAGAAACAGCUGCGCAGAAACAGCUGCGCAGGAACAGCUGCGCAGAAACAGCUGCGCAGGAACAGCUGCGCAGAAACAGCUGCGCAGAAGCAGCUGCGCAGAAGCAGCUGCGCAGAAGCAGCUGCGCAGAAGCAGCUGCGCAGAAGCAGCUGCGCAGAAACAGCUGCGCAGAAACAGCUGCGCAGAUACAGCUGCGCAGAUACAGCUGCGCUGAAACAGCUGCGCAGAAACAGCUGCGCAGAAACAGCUGCGCAGAAACAGCUGCGCAGGAACAGCUGCGCAGGAACAGCUGCGCAGGAACAGCUGCGCAGGAACAGCUGCGCAGGAACAGCUGCGCAGGAACAGCUGCGCAGAAACAGCUGCGCAGAAACAGCUGCGCAGAAACAGCGGCGCAGAAACAGCGGCGCAGAAACACUCUAUAGCCUCCGGUUACAGGAGCGUACCUCCAUGUUCAAUGUUUUUUGGGCAGUUGAACAUGUAAAGUUGAAUCCCGAACAGCUGCGCAGAAGCGGCUGCGCAGAAGCGGCUGCGCAGAAGCGGCUGCGCAGAAGCGGCUGCGCAGAAGCGGCUGCGCAGAAGCGGCUGCGCAGAAGCGGCUGCGCAGAAGCGGCUGCGCAGAAGCGGCUGCGCAGAAGCGGCUGCGCAGAAGCGGCUGCGCAGAAACGGCUGCGCAGAAACGGCUGCGCAGAAACGGCUGCGCAGAAACGGCUGCGCAGAAACGGCUGCGCAGAUACGGCUGCGCAGAAACGGCUGCGCAGAAGCGGCUGCGCAGAAGCGGCUGCGCAGAAGCGGCUGCGCAGAAGCGGCUGCGCACAAGCGGCUGCGCAGAAGCGGCUGCGCAGAAGCGGCUGCGCAGAAGCGGCUGCGCAGAAGCGGCUGCGCAGAAGCGGCGGCGCAGAAGCGGCUGCGCAGAAGCGGCUGCGCAGAAGCGGCUGCGCAGAAGCGGCUGCGCAGAAGCGGCUGCGCAGAAGCGGCUGCUCAGAAGCGGCUGCGCAGAAGCGGCUGCGCAGAAGCGGCUGCGCAGAAGCGGCUGCGCAGAAACGGCUGCGCAGAAACGGCUGCGCAGAAACGGCUGCGCAGAAACGGCUGCGCAGCAGCAGCUGCGCAGAAGCAGCUGCGCAGAAGCAGCUGCGCAGAAACAGCUGCGCAGAUGCAGCUGCGCAGAAACAGCUGCGCAGAAACAGCUGCGCAGAAGCGGCUGCGCAGAAGCGGCUGCGCAGAAGCGGCUGCGCAGAAGCGGCUGCGCAGAAGCGGCUGCGCGGAAGCGGCUGCGCGGAAGCGGCUGCGCGGAAGCGGCUGCGCGGAAGCGGCUGCGCGGAAACGGCUGCGCAGAAGCGGCUGCGCAGAAGCGGCUGCGCAGAAGCGGCUGCGCAGAAGCGGCUGCGCAGAAACGGCUGCGCAGAAACGGCUGCGCAGAAACGGCUGCGCAGAAACGGCUGCGCAGAAACGGCUGCGCAGAAACGUAUGCGCAGAAACGGCUGCGCAGAAACGGCUGCGCAGAAACGGCUGCGCAGAAACGGCUGCGCAGAAACGGCUGCGCAGAAACGGCUGCGCAGAAACGGCUGCGCAGAAACGGCUGCGCAGAAACGGCUGCGCAGAAACGGCUGCGCAGAAACGGCUGCGCAGAAACGGCUGCGCAGAAACAGCUGCGCAGAAACAGCUGCGCAGAAACAGCUGCGCAGAAACAGCUGCGCAGAAGCAGCUGCGCAGAAGCAGCUGCGCAGAAACAGCUGCGCAGAAACAGCUGCGCAGAAACAGCUGCGCAGAAACAGGGCGCAGAAACAGCUGCGCAGAAACAGCUGCGCAGAAACAGCUGCGCAGAUACAGCUGCGCAGAUACAGCUGCGCAGAUACAGCUGCGCAGAUACAGCUGCGCAGAAACAGCUGCGCAGAUACAGCUGCGCAGAAAGAGCUGCGCAGAAACAGCUGCGCAGAAACAGCUGCGCAGAAACAGCUGCGCAGAAACAGCUGCACAGAAACAGCUGCGCAGGAACAGCUGCGCAGAAACAGCUGCGCAGAAACAGCUGCGCAGGAACAGCUGCGCAGGAACAGCUGCGCAGAAACAGGUGCGCAGAAACAGCUGCGCAGAAACAGCUGCGCAGGAACAGCUGCGCAGGAACAGCUGCGCAGGAACAGCUGCGCAGGAACAGCUGCGCAGAAACAGCUGCGCAGGAACAGCUGCGCAGGAACAGCUGCGCAGGAACAGCUGCGCAGCAACAGCUGCGCAGAAACAGCUGCGCAGAAACAGCUGCGCAGAAACAGCUGCAGAAACAGCUGCGCAGAAACAGCGGCGCAGAGACAGCGGCGCAGAAACAGCGGCGCAGAAACACUCUAUAGCCUCCGGUUACAGGAGCGUACCUCCAUGUUCAAUGUUUUUUGGGCAGUUGAACAUAAACGGCUGCGCAGGAACGGCUGCGCAGGAACAGCUGCGCAUAAGCGGCUGCGCAGAAGCGGCUGCGCAGAAGCGGCUGCGCAGAAGCGGCUGCGCAGAAGCGGCUGCGCAGAAGCGGCUGCGCAGAAGCGGCUGCGCAGAAGCGGCUGCGCAGAAGCGGCUGCGCAGAAGCGGCUGCGCAGAAGCGGCUGCGCAGAAGCGGCUGCGCAGAAGCGGCUGCGCAGAAGCGGCUGCGCAGAAGCGGCUGCGCAGAAGCGGCUGCGCAGAAGCGGCUGCGCAAAACGGCUGCGCAGAAACGGCUGCGCAGAAGCGGCUGCGCAGAAGCGGCUGCGCAGAAGCGGCUGCGCAGAAGCGGCUGCGCAGAAGCGGCUGCGCAGAAGCGGCUGCGCAGAAGCGGCUGCGCAGAAGCGGCUGCGCAGAAGCGGCUGCGCAGAAACGGCUGCGCAGAAACGGCUGCGCAGAAACGGCUGCGCAGAAACGGCUGCGCAGAAACGGCUGCGCAGAUACGGCUGCGCAGGAACGGCUGCGCAGGAACGGCUGCGCAGGAACGGCUGCGCAGGAACGGCUGCGCAGGAACGGCUGCGCAGGAACGGCUGCGCAGGAACGGCUGCGCAGGAACGGCUUCGCAGGAACGGCUGCGCAGCAGCGGCUGCGCAGAAGCGGCUGCGCAGAAGCGGCUGCGCAGAAGCGGCUGCGCAGAAGCGGCUGCGCAGAAGCGGCUGCGCAGAAGCGGCUGCGCAGAAGCGGCUGCGCAGAAGCGGCUGCGCAGAAGCGGCUGCGCAGAAGCGGCUGCGCAGAAGCGGCUGCGCAGAAGCGGCUGCGCAGAAGCGGCUGCGCAGAAGCGGCUGCGCAGAAGCGGCUGCGCAGAAACGGCUGCGCAGAAACGGCUGCGCAGAAACGGCUGCGCAGGAACGGCUGCGCAGAAACGGCUGCGCAGAAACGGCUGCGCAGAAACGGCUGCGCAGAAACGGCUGCGCAGAAACGACUGCGCAGAAACAGCUGCGCAGAAGCAGCUGCGCAGAAGCAGCUGCGCAGAAUCAGCUGCGCAGAAGCAGCUGCGCAGAAGCAGCUGCGCAGAAGCAGCUGCGCAGAAGCAGCUGCGCAGAAACAGCUGCGCAGAAACAGCUGCGCAGAUACAGCUGCGCAGAUACAGCUGCGCAGAUACAGCUGCGCAGAAACGGCUGCGCAGAAACGGCUGCGCAGAAACGGCUGCGCAGAAACGGCUGCGCAGAAACGGCUGCGCUGAUACGGCUGCGCAGAAACGGCUGCGCAGAAACGGCUGCGCAGAAACGAAUGCGCAGAAGCGGCUGCGCAGAAGCGGCUGCGCAGAAGCGGCUGCGCAGAAGCGGCUGCGCAGAAGCGGCUGCGCAGAAGCGGCUGCGCAGAAACGGCUGCGCAGAUACGGCUGCGCAGAAACGGCUGCGCAGAAACGGCUGCGCAGAAACGGCUGCGCAGAAACGGCUGCGCAGAAACGGCUGCGCAGUAACGGCUGCGCAGAAACGGCUGCGCAGAAACGGCUGCGCAGAAACGUAUGCGCAAAAACGGCUGCGCAGAAACGGCUGCGCAGAAACGGCUGCGCAGAAACGGCUGCGCAGAAACGGCUGCGCAGAAACGGCUGCGCAGAAACGGCUGCGCAGAAACGGCUGCGCAGAAACGGCUGCGCAGAAACGGCUGCGCAGAAACGGCUGCGCAGAAACGGCUGCGCAGAAACGGCUGCGCAGAAACGGCUGCGCAGAAACAGCUGCGCAGAAACAGCUGCGCAGAAACAGCUGCGCAGAAACAGCUGCGCAGAAGCAGCUGCGCAGAAACAGCUGCGCAGAAGCAGCUGCGCAGAAACAGCUGCGCAGAAACAGCUGCGCAGAAACAGCUGCGCAGAAACAGUGCGCAGAAACAGCUGCGCAGAAACAGCUGCGCAGAAACAGCUGCGCAGAUACAGCUGCGCAGAUACAGCUGCGCAGAUACAGCUGCGCAGAAACAGCUGCGCAGAAACAGCUGCGCAGAUACAGCUGCGCAGAUACAGCUGCGCAGAAACAGCUGCGCAGAAACAGCUGCGCAGAAACAGCUGCGCAGAAACAGCUGCGCAGAAACAGCUGCGCAGGAACAGCUGCACAGAAACAGCUGCGCAGAAACAGCUGCGCAGAAACAGCUGCGCAGGAACAGCUGCGCAGGAACAGCUGCGCAGAAACAGCUGCGCAGGAACAGCUGCGCAGGAACAGCUACGCAGGAACAGCUGCGCAGGAACAGCUGCGCAGGAACAGCUGCGCAGGAACAGCUGCGCAGGAACAGCUGCGCAGGAACAGCUGCGCAGGAACAGCUGCGCAGGAACAGCUGCGCAGAAACAGCUGCGCAGAAACAGCUGCGCAGAAACAGCGGCGCAGAAACAGCGGCGCAGAAACACUCUAUAGCCUCCGUGGAGUCUCAUCAGAAAAUCAGAAACAGCUGCGCAGAAGCGGCUGCGCAGGAACAGCUGCGCAGAAGCGGCUGCGCAGAAGCGGCUGCGCAGAAGCGGCUGCGCAGAAGCGGCUGCGCACAAGCGGCUGCGCACAAGCGGCUGCGCAGAAGCGGCUGCGCAGAAGCGGCUGCGCAGAAGCGGCUGCGCAGAAGCGGCUGCGCAGAAGCGGCUGCGCAGAAGCGGCUGCGCAGAAACGGCUGCGCAGAAACGGCUGCGCAGAAACGGCUGCGCAGAAACGGCUGCGCAGAAACGGCUGCGCAGAAACGGCUGCGCAGAAGCGGCUGCGCAGAAGCGGCUGCGCAGAAGCGGCUGCGCAGAAGCGGCUGCGCACAAGCGGCUGCGCAGAAGCGGCUGCGCAGAAGCGGCUGCGCAGAAGCGGCUGCGCAGAAGCGGCUGCGCAGAAGCGGCUGCGCAGAAGCGGCUGCGCAGAAGCGGCAGCGCAGAAGCGGCUGCGCAGAAGCGGCUGCGCAGAAGCGGCUGCGCAGAAACGGCUGCGCAGAAACAGCUGCGCAGGAACAGCUGCACAGGAACAGCUGCGCAGGAACAGCUGCGCAGAAACAGCUGCGCAGGAACGGCUGCGCAGAAACGGCUGCGCAGAAACGGCUGCGCAGAAACGGCUGCGCAGAAACGACUGCGCAGAAACAGCUGCGCAGAAGCAGCUGCGCAGAAGCAGCUGCGCAGAAUCAGCUGCGCAGAAGCAGCUGCGCAGAAGCAGCUGCGCAGAAGCAGCUGCGCAGAAGCAGCUGCGCAGAAACAGCUGCGCAGAAACAGCUGCGCAGAUACAGCUGCGCAGAUACAGCUGCGCAGAUACAGCUGCGCAGAAACGGCUGCGCAGAAACGGCUGCGCAGAAACGGCUGCGCAGAAACGGCUGCGCAGAAACGGCUGCGCUGAUACGGCUGCGCAGAAACGGCUGCGCAGAAACGGCUGCGCAGAAACGAAUGCGCAGAAGCGGCUGCGCAGAAGCGGCUGCGCAGAAGCGGCUGCGCAGAAGCGGCUGCGCAGAAGCGGCUGCGCAGAAGCGGCUGCGCAGAAACGGCUGCGCAGAUACGGCUGCGCAGAAACGGCUGCGCAGAAACGGCUGCGCAGAAACGGCUGCGCAGAAACGGCUGCGCAGAAACGGCUGCGCAGUAACGGCUGCGCAGAAACGGCUGCGCAGAAACGGCUGCGCAGAAACGUAUGCGCAAAAACGGCUGCGCAGAAACGGCUGCGCAGAAACGGCUGCGCAGAAACGGCUGCGCAGAAACGGCUGCGCAGAAACGGCUGCGCAGAAACGGCUGCGCAGAAACGGCUGCGCAGAAACGGCUGCGCAGAAACGGCUGCGCAGAAACGGCUGCGCAGAAACGGCUGCGCAGAAACGGCUGCGCAGAAACGGCUGCGCAGAAACGGCUGCGCAGAAACAGCUGCGCAGAAACAGCUGCGCAGAAACAGCUGCGCAGAAACAGCUGCGCAGAAGCAGCUGCGCAGAAACAGCUGCGCAGAAGCAGCUGCGCAGAAACAGCUGCGCAGAAACAGCUGCGCAGAAACAGCUGCGCAGAAACAGUGCGCAGAAACAGCUGCGCAGAAACAGCUGCGCAGAAACAGCUGCGCAGAUACAGCUGCGCAGAUACAGCUGCGCAGAUACAGCUGCGCAGAAACAGCUGCGCAGAAACAGCUGCGCAGAUACAGCUGCGCAGAUACAGCUGCGCAGAAACAGCUGCGCAGAAACAGCUGCGCAGAAACAGCUGCGCAGAAACAGCUGCGCAGAAACAGCUGCGCAGGAACAGCUGCACAGAAACAGCUGCGCAGAAACAGCUGCGCAGAAACAGCUGCGCAGGAACAGCUGCGCAGGAACAGCUGCGCAGAAACAGCUGCGCAGGAACAGCUGCGCAGGAACAGCUACGCAGGAACAGCUGCGCAGGAACAGCUGCGCAGGAACAGCUGCACAGGAACAGCUGCGCAGGAACAGCUGCGCAGGAACAGCUGCGCAGGAACAGCUGCGCAGGAACAGCUGCGCAGAAACAGCUGCGCAGAAACAGCUGCGCAGAAACAGCGGCGCAGAAACAGCGGCGCAGAAACACUCUAUAGCCUCCGGUUACAGGAGCGUACCUCCAUGUUCAAUGUUUUUUGGGCAGUUGAACAUGUAAAGUUGAAUCCCGUACGCGCGUGGUAG
Molecule: messenger RNA, 11136 nt
Organism: Schistocerca nitens (vagrant locust)
Lineage: Eukaryota; Metazoa; Arthropoda; Insecta; Orthoptera; Acrididae
Exons: 6
Coding region: 1-11136 (3711 amino acids)
Source: RefSeq, a predicted model, not a curated record